Molecule: messenger RNA, 2573 nt
Organism: Xylona heveae TC161
Lineage: Eukaryota; Fungi; Ascomycota; Xylonomycetes; Xylonales; Xylonaceae
Exons: 6
Coding region: 278-2245 (655 amino acids)
Molecular function (GO): protein binding
Source: RefSeq, a predicted model, not a curated record
UCGACUUCACUUCGGAGCAAAUGUGCAGUGAUAUUCCCUUUUUUGAAUUGUACAGAUAUUUGUAUGGCUUGCGACUCUUGACAGUAUUAUCAUUUGCUUCGAAGCAAGCGUGGUCAACCCAGAAAGCCUUUCGAUUUAGCCAUCCAUUCUCUCUCGUGACUGUCGCAUCCGUGAGCGUGUUAUUAUUUCCGCAUUCGAAUCCCGUGUCAUCCGCCACCAGCUAUUCAAAUCUCUUCUCGAUGCGAGGACAAUUGAGCUUCGACUUAUUUGCGGCAGAAUGACGGCCGACGAGACGUUCUACCGGCCCACUGAGAGUCUCAUCCUGCCCUCUCCACGAUACUUUUUUCCGAUUAAGAUACCAGUUCCUCACUGGCAACUUCGUCACUUUAUCAGCUCGCCUAAUCGGGGUCUUAUUUACUACGUUUCGGAGAGGGAAAUUUACUGCUUACAUGCGAAAACCAGGGAGAGACAAAUUGUCGGCGUGUUGCCGUUUGAGCCAAGGUGCCUGGUAGCUGGCUAUGGAUGGGUAUGUGUGGGAGGAGGGGAUAACGGCCAGUUUGCCGCGGUGAAGUUGGACCGCGCAACAGAGACAGAAGAUGCAGCCGCUCGUCGCCAUGCAGAUGUGGAUGCUCUAUUACCAGCAGACCUUGACCCCGAAUCACGGCGGCAAACUCAUGAAUUGUUGGAAGAAACUAUGGCCAUUGCGCGAGAGCUCCCCAGACGAAAGCCGGAAGUGCGAAUAGAAGAGCACGGCGGUCUGAUCGUGAACUCAGUUACACUACAUCAGUGGAAAUCAAACGAAGAGUUUGGGGCCGAGGAGACAGUGGCAAUUAUCACGAACAAUGACAAGACGGUUCGCAUAUUCUCGUUGACUCAAUUUCGGAUACUCUCGACGCUCGAGUUGCCCUUCGCUACAAACCACGCUACUUUGUCUCCAGAUGGACAGCUUCUCGUGGUUGUUGGAGACUCCACCACCGUCUAUUUCUACCGCCGGAAGAAGGUUUCGAAUUCGUCAAAUCCCAAACGCCACGAUGCUGAAUCAGCGGUAGAGAAGCUUGAAUGGGAAGUUUGUGCAGCUCCACAACUUCGAAUAGCGACUGAACAUUGUUUCACUACAGCGUUUUCUCCAGGUGGACACCUUUGCGCUGUGGGCUCUCAGGAUGGAAUCGUAACUAUAUUCGACUCCACUCUGAUCGACGGUGCAGAAGGGGAUGACGAUGCUGUCACGCAGAUACUUCGGUCGUCGCGUCCAACGCGAGCGGGCGCAGUUCGAUCCAUGUGCUUCUCGCCUGAGCCGUGGGAUCUUCUUAUUUGGGCAGAAGACCACGGCAGAAUAUGUGUAGCAGACGUUCGAACAGGAUUACAUGCGCGCCAGGUCAUUCAUUUGGAUAUUGACUCUGACAAUUUUGAGACUGUCGAAAUUACCGAUGUGGAAGAGAGUCUGCUCGACCCAGAAUUACGGGAAUUAAGUAGCGAGGCUGAAUUUAUCAGACGCUACCGAAGGGCAUUGGAUGACCACGACGAGACCGCUGCCAUCAACUUUGCAGCCGACUAUAUCGGAGCAUCCCCAGUACGUCGUCGGCUGCAGGCAGCCCCUCAUGCUUCAGAUGACGAGCCACGCGCAUUCACCGAAAGAGAGCGUCAGCUUCUAGAUGCAUUACGUGCUUCGAGAGAACGUUUAGAUGCUCGUGAGCAUGGACAAAUGAGCCCCUUCAGUGUCAAUUAUUUACCUUCACCAGCUAGCCGGGAAAAUCGAUCAGGGUCGUCGCUUUUAACACCUGAACCUCUCUCCCGAACUCAGACAAUCUCACCCACUCAAGGUCGCUUAAGAGGCUCGCCUUCAACAACAAGUGAUCCUUGGCGUACGAUUGAAGCUGCAAUGGCUGCGGGCCCUCUUCCGGACGCGGCGACGCGGCUCCGACGUGAGCGAGAAGCCUCCAUUGAGGCAACAUUUGAACGCCGGCAAAUCACCUGGGCGCGGUUGGAUGCCGCCAGGAGAGAGCGGCUAAGAAAUGUGCAUGCGCGAGGCGGCCCCGUGGAUGAGGAUGGUCUUGGAAGAUAUGAACUUGGGCUCCUACGACGAGCAGUAAGUCAUCGUGAGAACGCCGCUGAUGGAGUUGGAACUGCUGGCGUAACGAUGGACGAUGAUGGCCGAAAACUUUAUGUAGGAACGGAGGAAGGAAUUACUGAAUUCUACGUCAAUAUUCAAGAGAGGAAGUUCUUCCCAAAGUUUCUACCAUGCUGAAUUCCGAAAAUGGACCCGGAAUCAGUGCCCGUGCAGGAGCGCGCCCCCAACAGCCAUGUCACUCAUCUUCAGCCUCGUUUUUGGUAGUACAUAUGAUCAUUUCUACCACUCUUUUUUCUUUUUUUCUAAUUUUCAGGUCGGGUUGGUGCAAAAGUGGACUGUACAACUUAUCUGAAAGGAAUCCAGCUCUCGGGGCGUUAUUAUCGAUUGGGAGAGCGGUGGUCAACUCAGCUCAAAUGAUCACCUCCCCCACGAAUUCACUUCUUGAAAAUACAGGCCCUUUAUGUAUUGAUAUUUUGGUUGAAAAACUUCAUCAUAUCUACCUAGU